This is a messenger RNA of Aspergillus versicolor CBS 583.65, 1164 nucleotides long. RefSeq lists its product as uncharacterized. Bases 36 to 1055 code for a protein of 339 amino acids. Gene Ontology annotation, molecular function: glutathione transferase activity. The record is from RefSeq and is a predicted model, not a curated record. The transcript is spliced from 3 exons. Gene Ontology annotation, cellular component: cytoplasm. NCBI's taxonomy places the organism in Eukaryota, Fungi, Ascomycota, Eurotiomycetes, Eurotiales, Aspergillaceae.
CACAGCUGCAACGCAAGGCCAGAACAGGAGCAACGAUGGCGCCAAACACCAUGAUUGCGAUCUACAAGCUGACCGACUCGGAUGGCCACUUCCGGCGCAGACCGUCGACAUUCAGGCGGACCAUCUCCCGCAAGCCAGGCUCCCAGUUCCCCGCGGAGAGUGGGCGCUACUAUCUGUAUCUGAGUCUGGCGUGCCCUUGGGCCCACCGCACGAAUAUCGUUCGGACCUUGAAGGGCCUCGAAUCCAUCGUGCCUCUCGUCGUCCUGGACCACGAUAUGGGGCCUCAGGGCUGGUUCUUUUCGGGCCGUGACGGAACCGCAGCGCAGGAUCCCCUCCAUGGAUACACCCACCUACGCGAUCUCUACCUGCAUGCUGACCCGGAAUAUACGGGGAGAUUUACUGUCCCUAUGCUCUGGGAUAGUAAGACGCAGACUGUCGUCAACAACGAAAGCGCUGACAUUCUGCAAAUGCUCUACACCGAAUUUGACGACCUUCUGCCGGCCUCACUCCGGGAGACAGCCCAUCCGCUGGGGGGGUACUACCCCUCUCCGUCGUCCCCAUUGCGCACGGAGUUUGAGGUCUGGAACGAGUGGAUGCAAGACCAGGUUAAUAACGGAGUCUACAAGACCGGGCUUGCCGGUACUCAGGCCGCGUACGACGACAACGUGACGAAGCUGUUCACGGCGCUGGAUCGCAUCGAGUCGCAUCUUCAGCAGCCAGGCCACCCCUACCUCUUUGGCGAGGCAAUCACCGACCCGGAUAUUCGGCUGUUUACGACAAUUAUCCGAUUUGACGUGGCAUAUUACAUGGUCUUUCGGUGCAGCAUCCGCACCAUCCGAUAUGGGUAUCCCAAUAUCGACCGCUGGAUGAGACGGCUGUACUGGGAUAAUUCUGCAGCAACCAGGGGUGCUUUUAAGGAUACAACAGCAUUUCAUAUUUACAAACGCGGCUACCUAGCCACUCUGCUCAGGAACCAGGGAUUUAAGGGCGAGGCCAUAGUUCCUGCCGGGCCUGUGCCUCACAUUCUCCCACCAGAUGAAACGACCUUUUCAUAGUAUUACUUAGGCUAUUUUGAUCAUCGUAGCUUUCAUUUUCAUAGUUACCUGUUCCAUGUAUAAUUAUCUGUCCGGGCGUUCAUAUUAGGAGACAAUGUGACGAAAUUGG